Molecule: messenger RNA, 825 nt
Organism: Saccostrea cuccullata (small rock oyster)
Lineage: Eukaryota; Metazoa; Mollusca; Bivalvia; Ostreida; Ostreidae
Product: soma ferritin-like
Exons: 4
Coding region: 21-632 (203 amino acids)
Biological process (GO): intracellular iron ion homeostasis; iron ion transport
Cellular component (GO): cytoplasm
Molecular function (GO): ferrous iron binding; ferric iron binding
Source: RefSeq, a predicted model, not a curated record
GGAUAUCACGGCCAUUAUUGAUGAUUCCUGUGUUGCUGCGUCAGUGUACGUACGGACGGGUUUGUCAGCCAAUUCUCUCUAGGUCUUUUUUCCUGAAAUUUUACACAACCAGAAACAUGUCUCAGAGCCAGCCUCGUCAAAACUUUCAUGAGGAAAGUGAAGCAGGGAUUAACCGCCAGAUAAACAUGGAACUAUACGCCUCGUACACAUACCAGUCUAUGGCAUUGUACUUUGAUCGGGACGAUGUAGCCUUGCCUGGUUUCUCCAAGUUCUUCAAGCAUUCGUCCGAUGAAGAGCGAGAACAUGCCGAGAAGCUAAUGAAAUAUCAGAACAAAAGAGGAGGGCGUAUUGUGCUCCAAGACAUCAAGAAACCUGACCGCGAUGAGUGGGGAACAGGACUUGAUGCCAUGCAGGUAGCGCUGCAGUUAGAGAAGAGUGUCAACCAAUCCCUGCUUGACCUUCACAAAGUUGCCGACAGUCACUCAGAUGCUCAGAUGACUGAUUUCCUGGAGUCUAACUACCUUGAGGAGCAAGUAGAUGCCAUUAAGGAGAUCUCGGAUCACAUCACCCAGCUGAAGCGUGUGGGGUCUGGUCUGGGAGAGUACAUGUACGACAAACAGCUCCAGAGCUAAAAACUCCACACAAAAGCCAGUACAAACUAACAACGGUUUUAAUUUUAUUCUUCUGGACUAACAUGACUUUUUAAAGUUUUCUACUUUGUUCUGUAUAUAAACAGUUUAUGAGAAAUUGAUAUUUCGACUGGCUCAUAUAUUACUUUGAAAAAAAAAAAUCAUUAAAAAAAAGAGCAAAAUGUUCUUGAAAGUU